Prunus armeniaca (apricot) is the source of this 240-nucleotide messenger RNA. Lineage: Eukaryota; Viridiplantae; Streptophyta; Magnoliopsida; Rosales; Rosaceae. The record is from the annotation of a GenBank genome assembly.
AUGGGGAUUUCAAGCAUGAAGACAUUCAUCCUCUGUUUGCUCAUUGUUGGCAUGGUGGCGCUGAAUGAAGGAGUGGAAGCUGGGGGGACCCGCAUUAACCCUGGAGUUCUUGACCCAUGCCUAAAACCAGGAGGGCCACAUCCUGGUUGUAGUGGUGGCAGCAACGGUAAACAUAAACCCGCUAACCCCUACAACCGUGGUUGCUUGAAAAUUAAUCGGUGUCGUGGUGAGAAAGGAUAA